UUUCAUGUACCUGUUGUAUUAAUUAUAGACGCCAGAUGUCGCAGAGAUCGUUUACAGAAUUAUCUCAAGACGAAAGAUAUCUCGACACGUUGAAAACGUUUUCGAUAAUUGUUUUUGAAAUGGAAAUAAAAAUUACUCGCUUGUAAAGAAAUUUAUCAAAGAAUAAAAACGAUAAGAGAGUAAUAAUUUAACUUGAUUAUCUUCAAAGGAUAAAGAACUUCGAAGUAUAAGAGGUAGCCUCUUUAGAAAAUUAUCUUACAUUACAUUUGGAUUUUUCCAGAGAAACGUGUCAAAUAUGUCUCGUAUAAUUGUUCUUCUCUUACUCGCCGUCGUUGUUUGUGUUGGCUUAAUCGACGCAGGCAUAAUCUGUCCACCCAACCAAGUGUUUAAAUUUUGUGGCACCGCGUGCGAGCCUCGAUGUGGAAGACCACUACAACCAAAUUGCAUCGCUAAAUGCGUGACGGACUGUCAAUGCGUAGACGGAUACGUAAGGAAUUCCUUGAACGAAUGCGUCUUGCCAAACGAAUGUUGAGAUUAUCUGUUAUUUGUUAAUUCGUCGAGUUUGUUAUUCGUCUCGCCAAUGAAUUAAAAAAGAAAAAAAAAAUCGUGUAACUUUCUACGAGAGCGAAUAAACGAUUACCUUUCUCGAUAA
Molecule: messenger RNA, 652 nt
Organism: Frieseomelitta varia
Lineage: Eukaryota; Metazoa; Arthropoda; Insecta; Hymenoptera; Apidae
Product: chymotrypsin inhibitor-like
Exons: 3
Coding region: 296-532 (78 amino acids)
Source: RefSeq, a predicted model, not a curated record